CUCUUUGAGCAAGUAAAUCCAUCAAUAUUACGUUCGUAAUCAACACUUCCGCUAUAUCUGGUCAUUCUGCCGUCAAGAUAUAUACACACACACACACACUCUCUCUCUCUCUCUCUCUCUCUCUCUUUCUCUCUCUCUCUCUUUCGGAGAUCCCUUCCAUCACCAUCAAUUCCUUCGUCGUCGCCGUCUUUGCCAUCGUGUAUCUGCACUCGUCCUAUUUUCUCCUAGCCUCUACUCGCCAUUCAAAAAAAUACCAAAGCAACUGAACUACAUCCACCAUGUCCAACCCCGGAGAUUCUGGAAAGGGCUUCACCCACACCGGGUCCGGCACCAACAGCCAGGGCAACCACUGGUGCUCCCGCGACUACGGCACUGGCUCCGACUCCAACGGUUAUGGCCACGGCGAUGCCUACCACUACAGCAACCGCGAUGGCUCGUACUACUACUCCAACUCGGAUGGAAGCACCUACUACAACGACGGUAAAGGUGGCGCGGUUUACACCCCUCCAGGUGAAAAAAAGUAGGACAAGCAACUGGACUGGCAAAACGCCUCACGCAACUGAACAUCACAUCUCAACAAGCAAGUUGUUCUCUUUUUUAGUACGAGAUGACGAUGAUGACAUCGGAGUUGGGUUCCGGGUAGGCCUUUUCUUGGUGAUUGCGUUGACGUAGUGGUGCUACCGGUGACCGGGCGGUUGGUCAUGCGUCGGUUUUUUCCCCUUGGUCACUUGGACCGGAUGCUCUUCCUUGUGCGGAGUCUUUGGAGAUAGCACUGAUGCACCUACUGAGUCUGAAUGAAAUAUCGGAACUGCGCCUUCGGAGUCCCAUUUCGGC
This is a messenger RNA of Aspergillus aculeatinus CBS 121060, 834 nucleotides long. RefSeq lists its product as uncharacterized. Lineage: Eukaryota; Fungi; Ascomycota; Eurotiomycetes; Eurotiales; Aspergillaceae. Bases 279 to 524 code for a protein of 81 amino acids. The record is from RefSeq and is a predicted model, not a curated record. The transcript has 3 exons.